GUCAUGUAUUCACAUUGUUGAUUGUCCACAAAUUGAUUUAUUUAUCAUGUUAUAAAACAUAUAAAAGCAUUAAAAGCAUAAAUAUUGAAUCUGAAUGCACUACGAAUUACGUACGUCAUGACAGCUUAAGACUUUAAAUUAUGUUCGGUCACGAAUUAAGAGAACAAUAUAAUUAUAUAUAUUAACAUUAUUAAGUAAUAACUAGUAAGUGCCUAACUUAACUCGUGUAUUCUGUCGACUUGGUAUAAUGUAAUUUUGUCUAUUCUAAGUGUCCAACUCAUUAGCUCAUUGUAAUUGUUGUAAUCAUAAUUACAUGCAUAUUACAGACUGUCUGUGUGUAUAUUAUAUUUUCAUCAUUGUUUAAUUAAAUUAAUAUUUAAUUUAAUACUUUUAAAAAAUGUCUCAAAAUGAAAUUAGUAACUAUGUGAGGACUGCUGAAGACGUAAAAAAAGUCAUAGAGCACGCAAAACUUUCGGAAAAGGAUCUUAAACCAAAUGUACAACCUGUUUAUUUUGGAGAGAAGUUUGAAAACUACAAACUGUUGCAGUUGGAUGAACACAUUCUGGCAGAUCUCAAAUGUGGUCAAACUGUGGUAUUCAAAGGAGAUGAUGAUGAAUCUGCUGUAUUGUGUACUAAGACUAAGACCUAUGAUGUUCAAGAAGCUGAAACAUCAAAUUCAAUUUUAUUACUUCCUGAAUUAACAUUUCCAAAUGAAGAGUUCAACCACAAAGAACUCACUAGCAGAAAAGUAGUUGGUAUAUUCCAUAAAUAUUUAGAAGUGAAACCUUGUAAACCACGUCUUACAAAAUUGAGAGAAUUACUAAAAAAAUGUAGUUAUAAAGGAUCAGAACUCGAAAAAGAAGUAUUGAGAUUCAGCGAAACUUAUACAUCUGAGGAUUUAUUAGCCAAGAUACAAGCUAGUGAUGACGAACUAAAAGAUGCUCUUAAGGAAAUGGGAGCAUUCCAAAUCGAUGGUAAAUGGAGAGUACUAGAUUUUGAAUAUGAAUGUAGAGCUUUAUCAUUUUUAUUAAAUUUGAUUGAUGAACAGUCAUGGCCUUACAAUACUAUACCUAUGGAUGAAACUCUCAAUAUUCUUGGUGAAUUAUUACCUCCGGUAAUAUUGCAACACAUUAUUGAUCAGUAUAGUACUUGGUGUGUAUCAUCAAAUUUAAGUCAAACACACAGAUCAUUAAUUGAAGACAAAGUGUGUAGAUUCAUGGGUGUUGGACUUUUACGUCCGUGUGACAAAUUUAAUUUAACUGAUUUUAAGACAGCCUGGCAAGGAAGUGUUCCGGAAGGAAUGACUACAAAUUUGAAACAAUUGGAUGGAACAGUGCUUGUUGAUCAAUCCAGUCAUCCUCAGACAAUUGCCUAUUUCAAUGAACAAGACUUACCAGACAAUAUACGCGAAAGAUUUCAAUUAUUAUUUCAAAUCAGAAAGAAAUGGACGCUCAAUGAAAUACAACCAUUUCUCGAGAAAUUGGCUACUGAUAAAUUGAAUGUAAAUUCCUUGUUGGCUAAGUAUACCAGAGCUACUACUGUGGAUGGAGUGCGGUUUUAUUGUUCAAGAUAUAGUGGACUGUGAUCAGGAACAAUGUGUUGUUUAUAUUUAAAAUUUAAAUAGUUGACGUUUAUGUCUUCGACAAACAGAUUUACAACAAGGAUCUGAACACGAAGACCACUUCGGACAUUUUUU
This is a messenger RNA of Myzus persicae (green peach aphid), 1696 nucleotides long. RefSeq names its product sister chromatid cohesion protein DCC1. The record is from RefSeq and is a predicted model, not a curated record. NCBI's taxonomy places the organism in Eukaryota, Metazoa, Arthropoda, Insecta, Hemiptera, Aphididae. The transcript is spliced from 9 exons. Gene Ontology annotation, cellular component: chromatin; nucleus; chromosome, centromeric region. Gene Ontology annotation, biological process: mitotic sister chromatid cohesion; maintenance of mitotic sister chromatid cohesion. Bases 398 to 1585 code for a protein of 395 amino acids.